AGACUCAGGGGAUUGUCGCCGUCCUGCGCCGUUUCGGGCAUCCGUAGGCCUCAGUGGUCUUUGCCCCCCGGCCCCGGGCCCCGGCCCCAAGGAGACCUCCGGAACCUACGCGCUGAGACGCGCCCGCCGGGCAUCCGGGGAGCCCUUGAGGAACGCGGCGCGCCCCUUCCCCGGCUGCUCGCCGGCGUAUCCUCGAGUGCGCCCGCCCGCCCCGAAGGAGAGUUUGCAGACGCUCCCUCACUUCGAGGACGCGGCUCCUUUAAGAGCACAGGACUGGAACAUGUCGGGCAUCGCCCUCAGCAGACUUGCCCAGGAGAGGAAGGCCUGGAGGAAGGACCACCCGUUUGGCUUCGUGGCUGUCCCAACCAAGAACCCCGACGGCACGAUGAACCUCAUGAACUGGGAGUGCGCCAUCCCCGGCAAGAAGGGGACGCCGUGGGAGGGCGGCCUCUUCAAGCUGCGGAUGCUUUUCAAAGACGACUACCCGUCCUCGCCCCCGAAAUGUAAAUUCGAGCCACCGCUGUUCCACCCCAACGUGUACCCCUCGGGCACGGUGUGCCUCUCCAUCCUGGAGGAGGACAAGGACUGGCGGCCGGCCAUCACCAUCAAACAGAUCUUGUUAGGAAUCCAGGAACUGCUAAAUGAACCAAACAUCCAGGACCCGGCUCAGGCAGAGGCCUACACAAUCUACUGCCAAAACAGAGUGGAAUACGAGAAAAGGGUUCGAGCACAGGCCAAGAAGUUCGCGCCCUCGUAAGCGGAGCCCGCGCAGGAAGGGAUGGGUGGCGAGGACUUGUUUACAGUCCAGGUCUGAUUGCCCCGUACGCCGCUGGUCACCCGGGGUCGGGUGGGCGCCUGGGCCAUGCCGCCGCUGUACCCGUGCUCGAAUCUCACACAGGGUCUCUUCCUCCAGUCUUUUGUAUUUUUGAUUGUUAUGUAAAACUCGCUUUUAUUUUAAUAUUGAUGUCAGUAUUUCAACUGCUGUAAAAUGAUAAACUUUUAUACUCGGGCAAGUCCCCAGGCGCUAGUCCCCUCGCUCUCGGAUGCAGCAUGCUUCAGUGCCGCGCCGUGGCCCCCCGCCGGCGCCCGCCCCCCACGGCCGUCCUGCGGCCCCGGGCCGUGUGCCGAGGCGCCUGGGACGCGGCCCGGCCGGCGGUCCCCACCGCACACCGCUCGUCUUCACGGGGCGUUUGUCUGUGUUGCUGUUUAGGGUCAAUAAACUGUUUAUACGACGUCCUCGCGCCGUGUCACUGGGCGCGUGCGGGAGCCCCGCCCCGGGGCCCAAGAGGCGGCUGUGCCACGGCCCGGUGGACCCCUUCCUGGGCUUGCCCGGCCUGGCCGGCGGCGACCUGGCCGCCCUGCCCAGCAGGCACGGAUGUGGCCUUGAGCCCGGAGGAAGUGGGGGCCGGGGCCUGCAGCGUGGCCAGUGGUGGCGGUGGCGGUGGCGGCAGCGGCAGCACCGGGCCUUGCCGACGGCUGAUGUCUGCAGCUGGUUCCUGAGGCGGGGCUUCCUGGGGAGGCAGCUGGGCGCUCUGUAGCCUGUGGGCUGUGACUUUGUUACCGCUGAACGCCGUGUAGUGUAGUUGCACGUGUAUGUGGUUAAUACAUGGAAAUUCAAUACACUUUCUAGUUAAA
This is a messenger RNA of Oryctolagus cuniculus (rabbit), 1635 nucleotides long. It is a transcript of the gene UBE2I, whose product is annotated as ubiquitin conjugating enzyme E2 I. The record is from RefSeq and is a predicted model, not a curated record. Lineage: Eukaryota; Metazoa; Chordata; Mammalia; Lagomorpha; Leporidae.